GGAUUGGCUCUUCUGAAAAGUGGGCGGUUCUAGUAUGAGUCUGUCUCGUCAUUGGUCGAGCAGGUGCAGCAGCGGGGGCAGUUUCAUAUGACAGCACCUGUGCUCACUGUACUCGUUCAACCUGUUUUACUAUUCGGUCACACCCCAUCUCCAACCACCAGAGUUGUACUUAUCAGAGGAAAUGCCAAGCCAAACAUCACGGCUACUUCCUCGUCCUCGCAGGUGAAACUUCACACCUAAACACACGGAGAGAGCUGGAGCGUUCCUAGUCGGGUUCUUUUGUUUCAUUCUCGCCUUCACAUCUGGCAGUGUUGAGUGAGUGCUUUGUCAUCUCUGUUUUUGUCUUCGUUCCUGACGCCUCGGGAUCCUGACUUAUGCACUUUAUCCAGAUUGAGACAGAGGAACUAAUGUGAAGGCUGAGAAUGGGAUCAGACGAGGCCUACAACUUUGUAUUUAAAGUGGUUCUCAUAGGGGAAUCGGGCGUAGGCAAGAGCAACUUGCUUUCACGCUUUACUAAGAACGAGUUCAACCAUGACAGCAGGACCACUAUUGGUGUGGAGUUCAGUACGAGGACUACGGAUCUGAACGGCCUCACUAUUAAAGCCCAGAUUUGGGACACAGCCGGAUUGGAGCGGUAUCGUGCCAUCACCUCGGCUUAUUAUCGGGGUGCUGUUGGAGCGCUGCUCGUUUAUGACAUUUCAAAGCAAUUGACCUACCAGAGUGCCGAGCGCUGGCUGAAGGAACUUUACGACCACGCCGACCCCCAGAUUGUGGUCAUGCUGGUCGGUAACAAGUCGGACCUGGAAUCGGUACGAGCUGUGUCAACCGAGGAUGCGAAAGAUUUCGCAGAAAAGAACGGCUUGCUGUUCAUGGAAACCUCAGCGUUGGAAUCAACAAACGUCGAGGCCGCUUUCAACAACGUCCUCACGGAAAUCCACAAGAACGUAAGCAGUAAAGGGGUGACCCGUGGCUCGGUCGGCGCCGUGUCGCUGUCCAAUCCCAACGCCGCACCCACUGAAGCUCAGGAUGAGAAGAAGCCCUGCUGUAAAAACUUAUAAGAAUGAAGACGUGGAGGAAUAAACAGAGGAGACAAGAGGACCACAUUGUGUCUGGAGGAACACGGUGCUGUCUGUCCAAUGAUCACUCCGAUUGAACCACAGUUUGCUGACUGACGUGGCCAUAUGUAUUUCUUUGUGGGGUGUCACUACUGUGUUACUAUCACGAGAGAGUAUUCUUGUGCAUGUUUUUUAGGCUGAAAUUGCUUUCUUAGAUGUUUCUCCUGUCUUUUCUUACAUGCACACUAGCAAUUAUUAUUAUUAUUAUUAUUUUUGGCAAUUCUUACUUUUAUGAAAACGAUGUUAUUUAUAAAAUAAUGUCACCAUGUAGCAGCUGUGUCUUAACUGUCUUAAGUCAUCCUUUAGGAUUAAUUUCGAAUGACUGUUAGAUAUCAAUGUGACGUAUUGAAAAUAUUAUUGUACACUAAAAGUCGUUAAACAACAGUUAAAACUACACACUACAUUUCCCGACUUUCAAACUUCACCCAGUUUUUAUUAUAUAUUAUAUUAUUAUAAUAAGGACGCGAGUUUUCUUUUAAUACUGAUAUAUCAAUCAAAUACGAUGUAGUGGAUUGUAAGCGAUAAUGAUGAAUAAAUUGAUUACGUAUGCCUAUGAAA
Messenger RNA from Ictalurus punctatus (channel catfish), 1673 nucleotides. RefSeq names its product RAB25, member RAS oncogene family b (gene rab25b). Gene Ontology annotation, molecular function: GTP binding; GTPase activity. Gene Ontology annotation, biological process: exocytosis. NCBI's taxonomy places the organism in Eukaryota, Metazoa, Chordata, Actinopteri, Siluriformes, Ictaluridae. The record is from RefSeq and is a predicted model, not a curated record. The transcript is spliced from 5 exons. Gene Ontology annotation, cellular component: recycling endosome. Bases 423 to 1058 code for a protein of 211 amino acids.